Messenger RNA from Dictyostelium discoideum AX4, 1785 nucleotides. RefSeq lists its product as hypothetical. The record is from RefSeq and is a predicted model, not a curated record. The transcript has a single exon. Bases 1 to 1785 code for a protein of 594 amino acids. Lineage: Eukaryota; Evosea; Eumycetozoa; Dictyosteliales; Dictyosteliaceae. Gene Ontology annotation, biological process: mRNA 3'-end processing.
AUGAAUAAAAAUGCAAGUAAUAAUAUAGGAAAUAAUAUAAUUUAUUCAGAAUCUUUAAUUUCGAGUGAUCAAUUGGAGAUUUUAAAUUCAUUAGAGUUAUGGAAUUUACCAACUCAAAUAACUAAACAAUUAUCAUUACAAGAUCUCACUGAAGGAAAUUUAUCAAUGUUAGAUUCAACAAAUGAUGGUAGUAGUCAAGAAUAUGAAGAAGAGGAAGAAGAAGAAAAGAAUCAAAAAAAUUUUGAAAAAGAAGAAGAAGGAGAAAAUAUUCAAAUGAGACAACUAUAUGAAAAGUAUAGAGAAGAGCAUCAAUCACAAGUAAAGAAACAACAGAUUAUUCAAAAAUUAAAACAACAACAACAACAACAACAACAACAACAACAAGAGAAAGAGAAACAACAACAAGAGAAACAACAAGAUGAAGAAAUGUCAGACUUUGAAAAUAUUCAAAAUUUAAUGGAAGAGGUUCAAAAGAGUGAUGACAAUAACAACAAUAAUGAUAAUAAUAAUAAUAAUAAUAAUAAUCAAACUUCUAAAAGAAAAAGAUUAAAUGAAUUUGAAAGUGACCCUGACGAUAUUUAUGAUUUAUUAGAAAGUAAUACUUUUGCUGGACAUCAAGUCAAAGGCGUCGAUGAAAAUAAAAAACUAAGAGUUGAUAGCGAAGAUCAACAAACGAAAAAGUUAACCACUACAACUACUACCACAACUACUACUACCAAUACCAAUAAUAAUAACAAUAAUAAUAAUAGUGGUAUUGACAGUGGCACUAAAACUAUAGAAGAUGACAAUCAAUUAGAUGAGGAUUUUUUUGAUGGUUUAAACUAUAGUAUUAUAGCCAGUAGUGGUGGUAGUAAUAAUAAUAAUAAUAAUGAUCAAAAUGAUAGUAUCACCACCAAAGAAAAAGAAAGAAGCGAAACAAUUAAAACUCAUAAUGAAGAUGAAAAAAAGAAUAGUCUUUCUUUUAUUAAAUUUGAAAAUCCUAUACCUUCAAAUAAUCCUAUAACCACAACUGUAACUACAACCAGUGCCUCACCAAAGAUAACUGAAAUUCCAAAACAACCAUAUGCAAUAAAGCCAAGUAUUUCAUCUUAUUCAAUACGACCAACUUUACCAACUAAACCAUCGUUAAUCAAAUCGCUAAAUAAUAAUAAUAAUAAUAAUAAUAAUAAUAAUAUUAAUAAUAUUAAUAAUAUUGGAAAUAAAAAUACAACUGUAAAUAAUAGCAACCAUAGUAACCAUAGCAACAACAAUAUUAAUAAUAAUAAUAUAUUUAAAAAUAGCAAUCCAAUUGUUGACACUAAUUUUUCAAGUACUACAAAAACUGAUGAAGCGCAACAAUCCAAAAUAUUUACUGGAAAUCAAUUACCAAAAUCACCUAUUAAUAAUGAAAAUGUCGUCAACAACAACAACAAUAAUGAAAUAAAUAACACCACCACCACCACCACCAACAAUAAUAGUGGUAUUCAUAAAAAUAAUAAUAAUUACAAUAGUGAUAACAGCGAUAAUAGCGAUGAUGGCUUAAAACAGGAAAAAGAAGAACAAAAAGAAGAACAAAAAGAAAAUAAAAAUAAUAAUAAUAAUAAUAAUAAUAAUAAUAAUAAUAAUAAUAAUAAUAAUAAUAAUAAUAAUAAUAAUGAAGUUUUAAAUUUUUCAUUUAGUUUAACAAGUUCAAGUGGAACAAAUGUAAAAAAAACAAUACCAAUUUUAUUGGCAGAUUAUUCUUGCACUUCUGUGAUUCAAGAGGGAGGUUUUGAAAUUAUUGUAAAAAGAAAAGAAAAUAAAUAA